AUGUCAGGAGCAGGAAGUGGCGAUGCUACGCUUUUCGAAGAAAGCUUCACCGUGACGGAAUAUGAUCAGUCUAAAUACGACAGAGUCGCUCGCAUAUCCUGCACAUCUAGCGACUCCCAGACCGUCAUGACCCUGGACAUCAACAUUGAGCUAUUCCCAUGCUCUGUGUCCGAUACGCUACACGUUGUCCUCACCACCACGCUAUCACCAGACGGCACCAAGGAGGACGACAAGGGCUGGCGAGAUGUCGGCAAGGCUGGUGAUGCUCCGGCAACUCUUGCUGACCUCUACGACUAUGUCUGCUAUGGAAAGAUAUACAAGUUUGAGGAGACAUUUGAUGGCAAUACUAUAAACGCCUACGUCUCGUUCGGCGGAUUGCUCAUGCAACUGCAGGGUCCGGUUAAAAAGCUAACACCAUUGCGCGUCGACAACGUUUAUUUGUUAGUUAAGCGGUAAAAAGCAGCAGUUCGUCAAUAAGUAACAACAUCGAGGGAAUGGGAGGAAUACAUCAUUAUCAGGCAACUUUACUCAUAGAGGAAACACAAAAUUCGACGCUUUAAUGGAACGCAAAAGAGAUAAUAAGAGAUCAAAGAGAGAAAGGAGGAAUUCCCAACGUCAUACGUCUGUCUUUAUGCAAUAUGGGAGCAAGAGGAAAGAGAGAGAAAGAUAUUAGUCAACAACUAGCCUACGCUGCUUUAACCGACUGUUUGCUAUCGUGGCCGGGCCAAUCUUGCUGGUGCGGGCCGGGAAAAGGAAGGUCUCGGUGCAUCCUUGCCUUGAUGGCGGCCAAAUCAGGUUCAUUGGCCUCGGUCAGAAUGCCAUGGCGAAUGAAGAAGUCGAUCAUGACCAGCGCGCAAUUGGGCUUGAAUUUCCCGGCCCGCAGAUCCCUCUUAAUCUCGUCCACAUCACAUAGCAGAAAUUCUUCAACUUCGCCGUCUUUUGGACGAGGCACGACGUCGACAGGUAGCUUGAGAUCAUAGACCCACUGGCACUCGGGAUAAAUGUAGCCGUCCUCUCCAACGUGCUUUGCCUCAGUGAUGUAUAUGUAGGUGACGUUUCCAACCCAUUCAGCAGUGCCACGGACCAAAGGAUCGGGGAGGCUAGCCUCUUCAUCAGCCUCUCGGAUGAUGCAUUCAAAGGGAUCCUCGCCCGUCAUGAGACCACCAGCCACGGUGUUGUCCAGCAUGCCAGGGAAGGUUGACUUGUUGGAAGCUCGCUUUGGCACCCAGAUUUUGAUGCCAUGAGGAGCGGAUGGAUGCUCGAUAUAGGCAACCAUAUGUACUCCGUAUCGUGCAGUGCCAAAGAGGCCCAUGGCCGCCCGUUCCACACUG
Molecule: messenger RNA, 1331 nt
Organism: Trichoderma virens Gv29-8
Lineage: Eukaryota; Fungi; Ascomycota; Sordariomycetes; Hypocreales; Hypocreaceae
Exons: 2
Coding region: 1-456 (151 amino acids)
Biological process (GO): DNA-templated transcription
Cellular component (GO): RNA polymerase I complex; RNA polymerase III complex; RNA polymerase II, core complex
Molecular function (GO): DNA-directed RNA polymerase activity
Source: RefSeq, a predicted model, not a curated record